Messenger RNA from Selaginella moellendorffii, 1024 nucleotides. RefSeq names its product NAD(P)H-quinone oxidoreductase subunit S, chloroplastic. Gene Ontology annotation, biological process: photosynthetic electron transport chain. NCBI's taxonomy places the organism in Eukaryota, Viridiplantae, Streptophyta, Lycopodiopsida, Selaginellales, Selaginellaceae. The record is from RefSeq and is a predicted model, not a curated record. The transcript is spliced from 2 exons. The coding region runs from base 120 to 836 and encodes 238 amino acids.
ACUGUCGCAUGACUUUCCGUCGGAGUUAGGCCAACUGACGGCCGUUGCUGCCGGUGCACAAGGAUAUUCUCUAACUGGCAAGCUAGCCUAAGGAAUCGGUUCGAUCCCCAGCAAGGAUCAUGGCAAUGUCAUCAACAGCAGCAGCUCUCUCGCCAGCUUUUCGCAGCCGUGAUGCAAUCUGGGGCGAGAAAGUUGUGAGACCAAUCUACACUCGACAGCUAGUAGCAGUAGUAUCAUCACCACCAAGGAAAGCUCAGGUGACUGUUCGCGCACAGGGAUUUAACUUCUGGGAAAUUCUCGGCGGUCGAGGCCUGGGCGAAGACCAGAUGACGUCCAUAAGCAACGAGAAGCCGAGGCCCCUCUUCCAAGACGCGGUUUUGAGCAGCGAGAAAACGGAUGCUCGAAACAAGAAAGAAGAAGAAGAAGAUGGUGAUUUUGAGAAGGAACUUGGUGGUCUAACAGGCGGCUUCCCUGGCGGCGAGACCGGGCUCAUAGAUUUCCUGCUCAAGAAUCCUCCACCGACAAAGCCACUGGUACUCUCCGAAGAGAUUGAAAAGAUUCGCAAGGAGAUUCCGGGGCCGGGAAUCAAGCCGAGGCCAGCGCCGCCACCGCUGCUCAUGCCGGGAAUGACUGUCAUCGUGAAGAAUCCCAAGAACCCAUACUACAUGUACACGGGGAUUCUCCAGAGGGUGACGGACGGCCGAGCUGGGAUUUUGCUCGAGGGUGGCUGCUGGGAUAAAAUGCUCGCGAUCGAGCUCAAGGACUUGGAGCGCUCCAAGCCACCACCAAUGACCAAUCCCAAGUCGGCCAUUCUUCUCGAGGACGAGGAAAAGUGAGCUGUCCAUGUCAUAGCUGACGUGCUGACGUGUUCGGGGGAAAGAUGACUUGGCCACGUCAAAGCGUACUGAUGUGGCCUGAGUUGAGUCGUGAGGCAGUGAGAAACGCUGUUCCACACGCCUCUUUGUUUGGUGGGUAUUCCACUGAGAAUCUGGACCAAAGAAAACAUUGAGGUCAUUUUCACUAU